GACCGUAAAAGAUCAAAAUAAAGAAACCUGUCUCAUCAUUUCUCUUCCUUGGGACUCUCUUUGAUUGGAAGUUGAAAUAACCCCCGAUGCAUCCGCUAAACGCGGUUAUGGCGGCCAGGAUGCUGUUCAACACGGCGUCCUCCGUCAGUGAAUCCGCCGGAGAAGGGAUUCCGUUCGGAUCUCCAUGGUGGUUCAUCUACGCAGGCAUUUCUUGCUUUUUAGUUCUUUUCGCGGGGAUCAUGUCGGGUCUCACUCUCGGACUGAUGUCGCUUGGUCUCGUCGAACUCGAAAUUCUACAACGGAGCGGGACUUCGAACGAGAAAAAACAAGCUGCUGCUAUUUUGCCAGUAGUUCAAAAACAACAUCAGCUUUUGGUGACUUUGCUUCUUUGCAAUGCUGCUUCGAUGGAGGCGCUUCCUAUAUACCUGGAUAAGCUUUUCAAUCAAUAUGUUGCUAUCAUACUUUCUGUGACUUUUGUUCUAUUUUUUGGCGAGGUUAUUCCACAAGCAAUAUGCACAAGAUAUGGACUCGCUGUAGGUGCAAAUCUUGCAGGCCUUGUGCGGGUUUUAAUGAUUAUUUGCUAUCCAAUAGCUUAUCCCAUUGGAAAGAUUCUGGAUUGGGUGCUGGGACAUAAUGAAGCACUAUUUAGGCGGGCUCAACUAAAAGCCCUUGUAUCCAUCCAUGGCCAGGAGGCUGGCAAAGGAGGUGAGCUCACGCAUGAUGAGACAACAAUUAUUAGUGGAGCACUAGAUUUGACUGAAAAGACUGCUGAAGAGGCUAUGACACCUAUAGAAUCAACUUUCUCUUUAGAUGUCAAUUCAAAGUUGGACUGGGAGGCAAUGGGUAAGAUCCUUGCUCGUGGUCAUAGCCGAGUCCCUGUCUACUCAGGGAAUCCCAAAAAUAUUAUUGGACUUCUGCUGGUGAAAAGUCUUCUCACUGUACGCCCUGAAACUGAGACACCAGUCAGUGCAGUUUCCAUCCGGAGAAUCCCAAGGGUUCCAGCUGACAUGCCUCUCUAUGAUAUUCUGAAUGAGUUUCAAAAGGGCAGCAGUCAUAUGGCAGCUGUUGUGAAGGCUAAAGGAAAAAAUAAGAACCUUCCUCCAACCCUUGAUGAACUAAAAUCUGAAGAAAACAAAGUCUCCAGUGCAGAUUCCCAACUGACUACUCCGCUGCUAUCCAAGCUCGAUGAGAAGCCAGAGAGCAUUGUUGUUGACAUUGAUAAGUCGUCACGAGCUACCAACACAAUAAGGCAAGAUGCUGCAACAAAUGUAUUGUCUGUCACAUCAGAGGAUAUUGAAGAUGGUGAAGUGAUUGGUAUUAUCACCCUAGAAGAUGUUUUUGAAGAACUUUUGCAGGAGGAGAUAGUGGAUGAAACCGAUGAAUAUGUUGAUGUUCAUAAAAGAAUCCGUGUUGCUGCAGCUGCAGCUGCUUCAUUAGUGGCACGUGCACCAUCAAGUAGGAGGCUAACUGGUCAGAAGGUAGCAGGGAGUCCAAAGCAAAGGUCAAGCCACAAAGAAACCUGCCUAGAGUGAGUGAUUCAGACUCUUGUACUAGCCUGCUCUGAACAAUAGACGAAACAAAUAUAUACCGGUGAUGAGGCCUGGCUAUGAGUGUCUUAAUGAGUUUUAUUCUUGUGCAUAAUGGAUUUUCUAUAUACGUUUGAAUUUUCUUCGGUUGAUUAUCUAUUUUUUUGUUUGUGUUCAAUCUAAAUUUUUGUUUGUGUCCA
Molecule: messenger RNA, 1726 nt
Organism: Hibiscus syriacus
Lineage: Eukaryota; Viridiplantae; Streptophyta; Magnoliopsida; Malvales; Malvaceae
Product: DUF21 domain-containing protein At4g14240-like
Exons: 13
Coding region: 87-1532 (481 amino acids)
Biological process (GO): magnesium ion homeostasis
Cellular component (GO): intracellular membrane-bounded organelle
Source: RefSeq, a predicted model, not a curated record